ACUCGACCAUCGCUCCUCGGUUCCCACCAAAUCAAGACCCUGGUGCCGCUCGUUCAAGUCAACGGCCACGAUUCCACACUCCGUCAUCAACUCCCAAUGAUGUCAUUUUUCCUCUUACGUUGAAAACCAAAGCCCAGGUGAUCUAAACCAUCCAUAUUCAUCAAACGGUGAGAAGUAACAGAACUGCAUCAUCCUUGACGCUGACGCAUCAUACCUAACGGAAGUUGAAUCUAAGCGAAGAAAAUCGGAAUCCUACAUACCCGCGUAAAAAUGCAGACGCGCCGUGCAUGAUCCACCGUUCUGCAACCCUAGAAUCAGAUCCACAUUGAGGAAGCAGAAACUGUCCUUGUUUUUUUGUUGAUUUUUGGAAUUCCUUUUGCAUUUGAAAUUUAAUGUGGGAAGCAAAUUUGACGUAUUAGAACAGCAAUCAUGGCGGGAAAGAGUGACGCGGUGUCGGUUAAGGUUCCGCACAGGAACCUGAGGAAAGAGGGAGAGAUGGAAAUGGUGGACGAGCCUCGACAUUGGAUCCAUCACAAUUCGUCUUCUAAUUCCACUCUUCCGCCAUCUCCGACGGUUCUCAACGGGAGCCCCGAUUUAUCGUCUCCGAUGGACGUCAGCUCGAGGCACCAGUGCGGCUUGAUGACUCUCAUUCUUAGUUGUACGGUAGCAGCCGGGGUUCAAUUCGGUUGGCCCUUGCAGUUAUCGCUGCUGACUCCUUACAUUCAGGUGCGGUCUUUAGAUUUUGCUCUGCAAUUCUUGAUUCGUGUUUUGUGUCCAUCAUUAAGAACCUGUUAGAGGAAUUGAGUAAAUUUUAAAUAAAAGGCAAUACGUUCU
Molecule: messenger RNA, 834 nt
Organism: Rubroshorea leprosula
Lineage: Eukaryota; Viridiplantae; Streptophyta; Magnoliopsida; Malvales; Dipterocarpaceae
Source: the annotation of a GenBank genome assembly